AUGUCAAACUCCACCACUGAUGCUCGAACUCUUCCCGGCUCCAACUUUGACCAGAGCCAGACCCAUCUCGACUGGGUUCCACCCGAAAUCACCUCGAUGGUGCACAAGCUCAUCCUACCAUCGGACGAGUUUGUCAUUACUUCCAAGGACGCGCGCAAGGGCCUUCUGGGCCCAGUAUCCUCUACGGCCGCGCUGGAGAAAGGUGUGCAGGAAAGCACAUUCAGCUUCUCUACUAUCUACGCCAGCGCUAUCUCGAACAAGACCUCGUUUAAUUCCGCGUACCGUCUCCUCGCUCAACAGUACAUCAUCGAUGAGCUGAAUUGCAUUACCAUCAAUGUCCAGGAUUUCCAGUUUGCUAACACGCGCAAACUCUUCCGGACUCUCCAGAACAGAGGGAAGCUGCAAGACUUUCUCUCCCCUGCAGACGAGGCCGAUGGAUCAGAUGAAAACACACCCGCGCGCCAAAUCCGCUUCCAUCACAUCAUCACCAAGAAAUUCACCGGUAACUCGAGCAUCAUUGAGAAAUUCAGCAAAUGGAUCGAAACGAUGAAGAAACCCGACGAGUUGUUCAACAUGAAGCAUGACUACAUCAAAUUCGCUGAUAGCAGCGCUUUCCGUCAAUGCAUCUCUGAUCUAUCAGCUGUCGUCACUACCACCCGCCCACGACAGAGAGAUAUCAUCGCGGAUCAGCUUCGUGAAUGUGCCGACAUUCUCGACCAGCAGAAGUUGGCUGAGAACCACUUGAUGGACAUGAUAAGUGCACAGGCGCAGCAGGAUUUGGAAGAUCUUCGGGAGCGGGUGAUGCGGGAUGAGCUUGAGGAAGAUGUUGUUGGUCCGGAUAUUGGUGACGCCGAUGAGGUGGAGAUUAAGGAGGAUGCGGAUGUUGAGGAGAAAGUGAAGAUUGAGGAUGAAGAUGAAGGUGAAGGUGUUGCGAUGCAGCCGACGGGAUCCGCGUCUUGGGGAGGUCUGCGCACUGUGUAA
This is a messenger RNA of Ramularia collo-cygni, 981 nucleotides long. RefSeq lists its product as uncharacterized. The transcript has 2 exons. Lineage: Eukaryota; Fungi; Ascomycota; Dothideomycetes; Mycosphaerellales; Mycosphaerellaceae. Bases 1 to 981 code for a protein of 326 amino acids. The record is from RefSeq and is a predicted model, not a curated record.